Molecule: messenger RNA, 1885 nt
Organism: Chenopodium quinoa (quinoa)
Lineage: Eukaryota; Viridiplantae; Streptophyta; Magnoliopsida; Caryophyllales; Amaranthaceae
Product: wall-associated receptor kinase 2-like
Exons: 3
Coding region: 874-1743 (289 amino acids)
Molecular function (GO): calcium ion binding
Source: RefSeq, a predicted model, not a curated record
GCUGGUGACCAGGUGGGUGGGGAAGGGGUUGUAACUUAAUAAGUACAAAAUUAUAAUGUUACCAAUGAUAAUAAAAAAUUUCACUUCUUACCAACAAGAGUAAGGGAUAUCUCAAGUAAUUAGAGCUUUACUCUUGAUUUCAAGAGAUCUUGGAACCGAUUUUCAUUACCGGGCCUUUUUUGAUUUACUGAAAAUAACUAAUCUGAUUGGAGCUGAAAUGAAUCGAACAAAUCCUAAUAAUACUGAACUGAUAUUAUUUUAAGUGAAUAUUAAUUUUUUUUUUAAAGGUAAACUAAACAUGGCCUUAGUCUAAAGCAAUUUCCAUAAGUAAGUCAAUAUUAUUAGCUUUCAAGCAUUAGGGUAGGGAACAUAGACCUCGACUUAGUUGACGCGGUGCAAAGGACGGUUAACUAGUUCAUCUUUGCCCCCUCACAUGCUUUUAAGCCAUACUAAAUUAUCUCUUAAACUGAAAUUGCACUCUCUUUUUUUUUUCAUGAGUUCAUCACAUAGCUUUCGAUACAAAAAUAAGCACAAAACGAUGUUGAAAGGGGAAUUUGGUUGGGGUAUAUCUUUCUUGCUAAUCGUUUUAGCAAUAUUGUCGUCUUUACCACACCAAACUAUAUGCCAAGAAGUUGCUUCGGUUUCUACCACAAAAAUAUCCCUUCCUGAUUGUCCUGACAAAUGCGGCGACGUUGCCAUCCCCUAUCCUUUCGGCAUAGGGGAUAAGUGCCACUACCAUCAUCUUAAAGACGGCGUAUUCUACAAUAUCACUUGCAACCACACUAGGGUCCCUCGUUUCCAACUUACGGAGGUGUCAAGGUAGUAAAAAUCACUCUAGAUGGCGAAUUCAGGGUAAGUAACUACAUUUCAUAUAUGUGUUUUGAUAAAAAUGGUAUGAUAACCCAAAAUACAACAUCGUGGAUUAGUGUCACAAGAUUUGCACUAUCGACAACCCAAAACAUAGCCGGCGCCAUUGGGUGCGAUACCAUGGCUGUGUUCUCUGGAACAAUGAUGAAUAGUACAACUGAGUUUCUGUCAGGGUGUAUAACGGGGUGCUUUAGCGAAUCAGAUGUGAGCAGUAAAUGCGAAGGCCUCGGAUGCUGCCAGGCCUCUAUUCCAGACGGAGUAUCCAACAUUACAUUAAAAGCUGGUACUAUCAUGAACCACACAUAUGUAGUAGAUUUCAACCCGUGCAGCGUUGCGUUUGUGGUGGCUAAGGAUCAUCUUCAACAAAGUCACUCCGAUGAAAUGCUCUUCACUAUUCAGUCUUUUCUAAAAAAAGAUGUCUCGCUUUACAAAGAUGCCAGCGAGUUGUUGUAUCCAGCGGUAUAUGAUUGGUCAAUUGGAACUAAAGAUUGCAAAAGCGCGAAAGCAGAAGGGGAGCAAUUGUUGUGCAAGGGUAACACCAAGUGUGUUGAUGACUUGCCGGGGCAAUGGGGUUACCGUUGCGAGUGCAAACCUGGAUUCACGGGUAUUAAUCCCUACCUUCAUGAUUGUCAAGAUAUUAAUGAGUGUGCGGACAAUGGUUUACAUAAUUGUGAAAAACAAGAGUAUUGUCACAACAACCCUGGAAGUUAUCGUUGUCAAUGUCCGCAAAGCUUCAAUGGCAAUGGCACAAAGGAAAGUCCUUGUGUUAGAAUCCAAAAGAAAGUAUUACUGCCAAUGGAAUCUAUAAUCAUACUUGCCAAAGCAGAGUUGUGCAGUUGGUGCCUUUGGAUGAUGGGAGAUGAUCAUUACGCUUGACCUACAAUAAUGGUUUACUUAAGGAUAAAAAAUAGAAUUUGGGAAAGAUACUCUACCUAAUGUUAGAAAAAGUUUGAGCUACAUCUAUAUUAUUUAAACAGUUAUAAAAGUGUAUGUAUGCAAGGUAUAAGAUAGGUUAAUA